This is a messenger RNA of Penicillium soppii, 2352 nucleotides long. RefSeq lists its product as uncharacterized. The transcript has a single exon. Bases 1 to 2352 code for a protein of 783 amino acids. The record is from RefSeq and is a predicted model, not a curated record. Gene Ontology annotation, molecular function: microtubule minus-end binding; gamma-tubulin binding. Gene Ontology annotation, cellular component: centrosome; gamma-tubulin complex; equatorial microtubule organizing center. Gene Ontology annotation, biological process: cytoplasmic microtubule organization; mitotic cell cycle; meiotic cell cycle. NCBI's taxonomy places the organism in Eukaryota, Fungi, Ascomycota, Eurotiomycetes, Eurotiales, Aspergillaceae.
AUGCUCCACGAGAUCCUCCUCUCCCUCUCCGGCCAGCCCUCGCCGCUCUUCAAUACCGAAAAAGGAGAAGACAGUAUCACGCAAGAUGAUUUUCCUCUUCUCUCGCCUCCGGAGAAAGCCCUCCUAGCCUCCCUUGGCCAUCUGAGUCGACUCCACGCGCAGCUACGGAAACAAACAGCCGCUAUAUCCUCCACAAAUCCCUCUGUUAUAUGCCGCUCGGUGUCCACUGCUAUACUAGGGGUGCACCUGGACGAAUUUCAAAGGAAGAUACUGGAGGUGGAGCGGGCAAUCCUCGCCGAAGAUAGCGGAUAUGUUGGGGGCUACGGUAUUGUCCCAUUGUCAACUAUCGUGGGUGAAUUUGCACCAUGGACACGACGCAUGGAUUGGCUCUGGGGGGUGAUGCAGUUCAUCCAACCGGAUAAGAAUUGCGGCGAUAAUUCACAUGGCUCCGCGGGAGCGGCACUCAUCGAUCAUCUACGGGUCGAAGCCCAAACAGGAUAUCUUGAUAUCAAGGAGAUGGCAUUGAAUCUGGCAACAGCUGCUGAAACAGCAUGGAUGAAGCAACUUUCGAUGUGGCUUCUAUAUGGAAACCUUCCGAUGUACGGUAAGGAUGACUUUUUCAUUCGUCAAGACCCCGAAAAUGCAGACGAGGAGACGCAGUUCAGCAUGAAUCCUAGAUUGCUCCCAAAAUUUGUCACUCUUCAAACAGCAAGCUCUAUUUUGUUCAUCGGCAAGUCGCUGAAUCACAUACGGGCGAAAAGAAAGACCUCCAUAGCCGGGGCAUCUACCGCGCCUGUGACUUUGUAUCGGGAGCACAUAGAACAACUUGCGAGUGUCCAAUCCCCGAUCUCGCCCCCGAAACUGUCUACUGUCGUUGACUGCAUUCGACUUUCACUCUCUCAGUCGACCUUGUCGAAAUUAUUACCACUUCCCAAAAUCCUUGAAAUCCUUACCUUGCUGCACAACUUCUUUCUCCUAAGGCGAGGAGAGUUUGCGGUGGCUCUCGUAUCACAUGCGGACUUCCGCAUAAAUGAAAGUCGACGCCGUGGUGCAACAAUGCCCAGUGGGGUUUCAGGAAAACUCGAAGGUAUCGCCAUCAAAGAAGGAGAUGUUACAUCUGCUUUGGCCCAAACAUGGGCAGAGCUUUUCUCUCUACAAAAAGAGGAAGACCCUCCAGAUGAAGAGCUCGAACUUGCCCGGGAACUUCUUAAUCUUUCCCCCAGCAGUGGGAAAAACGGGCGGCCGAUGACUCCUGCUCAAAAUUCAAAUUUGAUAUCUGAUAUCUCGAGCGUCUCGUUUGAGGAUAUUCUCUUCCCGACACCCACAAACCUCACCGCGCAAAUUCGAGCCCCUUUGGACUUAUUUAUCUCCAACUCUGAUAUUGUGAUAUAUUCCAAAAUGCAUUCGUACCUUUUAGGGAUACGGAGGGCUCAGAUCCGGCUUGGUGAUCUUUGGAAACGGACUCCCCUAAGGAGAACACACCCCACUCCGUGGGGACCACCCAAAAGCAAUAGUCCUUUUGGGCAAGCUAAGUUGAAGGCGGGCAGAGAGAGGGAUAAUGUCCGUAUCCGUCAAAUGCGCCCCGUCUGGGCAACGGGCAGCGCGUGUCUAUUUAUGCUUUCUGAGAUUGGUGGUUUUUUCCAAGGAGAUGUUGUCAAUGAGUCAUGGCAGCACCUUUAUCAAUGGAUUAAAGGAUGCUCUUACUCGUCAUCGGCCCCUGGCUCUCGACCUGGAACCGCGUCAUGUUCAAAGCCGCAAAUCAAUUCAAAGACGGCAUCUCCUGGUCAGACGCCUGCUAAAGACUCCUUCGAGGCUGACCAAGAGACCAUGGGACGACAUGAUCCCGAGGCUCUGACCGUAGCUCAUCGCCGGCACUUGGAAUCCCUUGUAUAUUCUCUUCUUCUUACUGAAACUCGAUUUACAAACAUCCUCAGAGGCCUCCUCACCAAUAUCGAUCGCUUUGCUGCUCUUGUGAUCCGACUGGAGACAAUCCAACGCAACAUGGACCUUGAAACAGACGAAGGUGUGGUUGACGCCUUGGUUGAUUACGCCUCAGAAGAAAGGGAAGUUUGGGAAGAGCUGAGUGUCACUCGUAGGGAUGUCGAUACAGGCAUUAACACCCUCGUCACGAGCCUCAGAGACAUUGACGAUAGUCGCUCGGGAGAUGGCCGGGGGCUAACAUCGGGUCAAUUGUGGCCCGGCUCACACAAAGAUGACGACACGCCUGGAUUUAGCCACUAUGUGCCCCGUAAAGCAGCGGGGGUGGAUCGUUUGCUCAUGAAAUUGGACUUUGGUAGCCUUCGAAGCGGCUUCGGUCCCGACAUGACUACCGGUCCUGCGGGCCUACAAUAA